CAUCCAUGGGGCGACAUCAAACGAAGUGAGGUCUGAGAGAUCAGCAGAAGUAAAAAAAAACAUAGCAGAAAAAGAGCGCUAGCGUUUGCUUCUUCUUCAACGUUCCUUCCCCCCUCUGUAAUUCCCCGCUUCUCCGAGUCCCUUUCUGUUAAUCAUCUGUCUUUCUAAACGAAGUUGGCGAUUUCUUUUCUUUCUCUAAGGUUUGGCCUCAGGAUUUUUCGGAAGCACAAACUUAGGAGAGAAAAAAAAAGUGGGUAAUUUUUUUGACGAAAGCCAGGUGUUUUCAGAAUCGAGAUCCAGGAGUCCUGUUUUUUUUCUCCAUCUUCUCGUUGUUGGGUUUUUGUUUUUGUUUUUGUUUUCUUUCUCGAUUAGAAUCGGCCAAGAGGGCGAUUUUUGGUCCCUCCCAGGUUGAAUCUCUAGGUGUUUUCUUGGAAGUGACGGAGGUUGGUUAUUUGUUAACCUCUUGAACCCUUUGGAAAUAGUUCUUUUGGUUCUUGUUUAUUUUUUUGCUACUUCUUGUAAAGCUUGCAGAUUUCCUGGUGUUAUUAUGGCAACUACCAUGGAGUUCUACAGCAGUAGAUCGGCUCUCCCAUCGUACCGAAUUUCCAACGGUGGUGACGAGCUCAUGGAAGCUCUGUGCCCGUUCAUCGGCGGCUACGGUGCUUCCACAUCUACCCCUUCUCUUUCCUCCCCCUCCUCUUCUUCGUCUUCUCUCUUCUCUUUCGAGCCCGUGUCGUUCUCGGAUGGCUGCUCGACAAGCCCCGACCCUCUGGGCUUCGAGCUACCCGGUCCGAUCGGGCUCAACCACCUCACCCCAUCUCAGAUCAACCAGAUCCAAGCCCAGAUCCAGUUCCAAAGCACGAACUUGCCCUCCUACCAUGGCCACGGCUACCACCCGAGCAUGCUUCUGGGACCGAAGCCCGUGUCCAUGAAGAUUUCCGGGUCGGCGGGCAAACCGGCGACGAAGCUGUACCGGGGUGUGAGGCAGAGGCAUUGGGGCAAGUGGGUCGCCGAGAUCCGGCUGCCCAAGAACAGGACCCGCCUCUGGCUCGGCACCUUCGACACGGCUGAGGAAGCCGCCCUCGCCUACGACCGGGCCGCCUACAAGCUGAGGGGCGAUUUCGCCCGGCUCAACUUCCCCCACCUCAAACACUGCGCCGCGUCCGACGUCGGCGACGGCAGAGUCUCGCCGUUGCACUCGUCGGUCGAUGCGAAGCUGGAGGCUAUCUGCCAGACUAUCGCCGAGAAGAAGGCUGACGGUGCCAAGAAGCCCCCGGCCUCAGGCCGAUCCCGAGCCGCAGCCGCAGCCGCAGCCGCAGCAGCAGCCGCGGCAGCAGCUGCAGCCGCGCGGGAGGUUUCUUCUCCGGAAGAGGCCUCGGAGGUGACGGAGGUGACGGAGGUGAAGGGAUCCGAACCGGAGAGCGAAGGGUCGGCGGAAUCGUCGCCGCUUUCGGAUCUGACGUUCGACGACUUCGCGGAGGCCACGUGGGAGUGCGUUUCGUUGCCGGAGGCGUCGACCUUGAUGAAGUAUCCAUCGGAGAUCGACUGGGACGCGAUCUGAUGUCAAAAAAAUCGUUUAUUUUUCUUUUCCUGUUUCCAUUCGUGUAGUCAAAUUGUUAGCUCGUGUCUUUUUUAGAGCAAAAAGUUCAGGAAGGCGGGAGCGGUCGCUGCGAUUGAGUUUUUGUGGGUUGCAGUGGACUGCUCCUUGUUCUUUUAGGGGUUUUCCAUUUCAUUGUGAUUAGCUGUAGCUAGCUAGCAGGGCUGUAAAACUAAAAAGUCUGCCUCGUCCAGUUGAAACUUUUUAUCUGCUGGGCUAUGGAUGUUCCUAUGUAAUUCGUUCGUCUUAUGUAAAAUUAUGGUCUUUCAGUUCUGUACA
Molecule: messenger RNA, 1876 nt
Organism: Eucalyptus grandis
Lineage: Eukaryota; Viridiplantae; Streptophyta; Magnoliopsida; Myrtales; Myrtaceae
Product: ethylene-responsive transcription factor RAP2-4
Exons: 1
Coding region: 548-1561 (337 amino acids)
Biological process (GO): regulation of DNA-templated transcription
Molecular function (GO): DNA binding; DNA-binding transcription factor activity
Source: RefSeq, a predicted model, not a curated record